This is a messenger RNA of Cyclocybe aegerita, 1971 nucleotides long. Lineage: Eukaryota; Fungi; Basidiomycota; Agaricomycetes; Agaricales; Hemipholiotaceae. The record is from the annotation of a GenBank genome assembly.
AUGGCGCGCGCGACGCGGUCAACGACUGCAGACCUCAAGCGAAAACGCCCCGCAGACUCGACAGACAGCGCGGACACCGCAGAACGCGCACCCACAAAGCUCGCCCGCACCGACGAUGGCAGCGACGACGCCCCAGAGCCUUUGAACGAAACCAGCAUCGACGGACACGGUAUUUUGUCAGUGCUAGAGACGGAAGACAAACAGGGACUCCUCGAGCGCGUCUUUCCUCUCCCAGACUCCGCUUCCCAGGCCUCUCUUCGCUCACUCCUCUCAGCAUCAUCCCCCGUUUCUUUCUUGAAGGCUGCCAUCGACCACCUACGCCCAAUUUCUUCACAUCCUCGCUCAAGACUCUCUGAAACUGCCGCUCAGCAGGUCGCUUUCUGUGAUCUCGCCUCUUUCCUCCUCGACCAGACCGUCCAGGCCACCGAUCAUCUCCAGUCAACCAGCAUACAUGAACCUUCAUCACCGCAGCGCCCGAAACCCAGCUACGCCCUUGUACAACAUCUCCCAUCCGGCGACUGGUGGUCUUCAUUGCUCCCUUCAUCCGCUUCCACCUCCAAUCUUCAAACCGGCAAUGCAGAGCUCGUUGCCAUCUUCCCUACGCCUUCAUCGUCAUCCUCCGACAAACAUCCCUCUACCCUAGGCUCUUAUUGCCCCAAGCAAACCUCCCAGAAAAGACAAGCUCUGCCACAUCGACGAGUACGGACGGGCGCCUUCCUCGACUAUGGCCUUUACUCUAGCUUUGCUCCCUCAUUCGACAUGGAUGGCGAGGACGUAGGGAGACGCGAGCUUGGCGAAGUCAUCUGGUAUAAAGAGGAGAAGAAGCAUUUACGGGAGCUCCAAAGGAGGGAACGCCUCGAAGGCAGAGGCUCGAUCGUCGAUGUUCCCGAAGACGAACCGGAGAUCACCUCACAGGAAGAGCCCAUUCCAGACCUCGAACUCGAAGCCCUACUACCCCCUGAAGACGUGGAAUCUAUCAAAUUGGCGCUCAACAGUCUUGAAUUGGAAAAGUCUGUGCAACAACUUCUUGAAAGAAAUCAGAGGGCCCUACGAAGGCUCGAAGAACUUCAAAAGCAACGACUGACGAAGCAUCCGACGAGUAAUGCAGAGGAGGGGUCCGAGGAAUGGGAAACAGCGCAAGCCAUUCUCGACUCCCUGACUGCUCUCUCCUCCUUACGCCCUCGGUCAUCGACCGAGGAGCGCCCAGGCAUAAUACCGCCCCCGACGGUGCUCCAUAAACUUCACCGCACGCUAGCACUGGAACCAUCACCUGGUUGGUAUGGAACGCUACCUUCUGGUCGAACCACGGCGCUUCGUGACGACUCAACAGUCAAAGUGCGUCCUGGAGCUGUUACGGCGCCCCCUGCUGCGAGCACACCCACACCCACAACGCCUGCACCUGCUCCCACGGCAAAUACGUUUGGCGGUUACGCAUAUGCAUACGCGGCCCAGCAACAGCAGGGAUAUCAUUCACAGACGAGUUCAUACACGCCCUACAAACCUGGUCAGACGACAUCUUCAUUUUACCCGAAUUACACCCUUCCUGCUGGAUCUCAUCAGCAGGGAUACUACACUCAGCAGGCGUAUACGGCAGGGGCUACGAAUCAACAGCCUUAUGGUGCGGCGACUGGACAACAGCCGUAUGGUUAUUCGUGGUACAGUCAGUAUCCUGGUGUGCAGAGCGGUGCAGGGUCUGGCCGUGGCACGCCGCAGCCGAUUGUUCCAGCGCCUGCAACUUCAGCGGUUGCGACGACCUAUGGCAGCUUUUUCGGUGCGACAGCGACAGCAGCAGCGAGUGGGACAACACCAGCCUCUCGGACACCGGCGGUGGCGAACACAGUGGUAGCGACGCCGUCUGCGAGUGGGACGACGUACGGGCAGUCUGUGCCCACGUUACCUGUUCAUUUGAGGACGGCGACGACGAACGGGACGGGAUUCCAGCAGCAGAGUUAUUUGCAGGCUACACGGUAG